GUAACACAGCAUCACAACUUUCCUUGAUCAUUUACAACAUCUUCGGUUAAGAAUAAACCCUUUGAUAUCCUUCUCAUCAUCAAAGAUCUUCCAGAAUCCAAAAAAAUGGCCAUUCGUAUGCCUCGGAUCGUUCAAGCAAAACAAAUCCUUCGAAGGUCAUUCUCAAAUGGGAGAAGUACAACAACAUCAAUGAACAUCCCAUCAGGCUAUUUUGCGGUUUAUGUUGGAGAACAAGAAAAGAAGCGAUUUGUGGUUCCAGUUUCAUUAUUGAGGCAACCUUCAUUCCAAAAACUACUACACCAGUCAGAAGAAGAAUUUGGGUAUAACCAUCCAAUGGGUGGCCUCACAAUUCCAUGCAGUGAAGACAUAUUCAUUGAUCUUGCUGGUAGUUUAGGUGCCUUAUGAGUUAGAUAUAACAUUGUAGAUUACUAAUCAUUUAGUACCUUUUAGUAUUGUUUGUAGACAGAGACUUGUUUCAUUUGCAAGAAACUCUAAAUAGAAAUUGUCUUAUAUAA
This is a messenger RNA of Erigeron canadensis, 515 nucleotides long. Its product is annotated as auxin-responsive protein SAUR21-like. The record is from RefSeq and is a predicted model, not a curated record. Bases 106 to 405 code for a protein of 99 amino acids. The transcript has a single exon. Gene Ontology annotation, biological process: response to auxin. Lineage: Eukaryota; Viridiplantae; Streptophyta; Magnoliopsida; Asterales; Asteraceae.